Fukomys damarensis (Damara mole-rat) is the source of this 4968-nucleotide messenger RNA. It is a transcript of the gene N4bp1, whose product is annotated as NEDD4 binding protein 1. Gene Ontology annotation, cellular component: nucleus; PML body. The transcript has 6 exons. Gene Ontology annotation, biological process: negative regulation of protein ubiquitination; negative regulation of proteasomal ubiquitin-dependent protein catabolic process. The record is from RefSeq and is a predicted model, not a curated record. Lineage: Eukaryota; Metazoa; Chordata; Mammalia; Rodentia; Bathyergidae. Bases 57 to 2459 code for a protein of 800 amino acids.
ACAUCAAAGGUAUCUGUGAACCGGAACUGGAAGAAAGAGAGUGUUAUCCUAAGGCCAUGCACUGCAUUUUUGUUGGGGCUCAGAGCCUGUUUCUGAAGAGCUUGAUUCAGGACACUUGUGCGGACCUCUGCAUCCUAGACAUCGGCCUUCUGGGCAUCAGAGGAAGCGCAGAGGCUGUGGUCAUGGCUAGAAGCCAAAUCCAGCAGUUUGUGAAGCUCUUUGAGAGCUAUGAGAACCUGCCAAGCAGUCAGAAAGAUUCCGAGGUGAAAAGGGAAUUCAAACAGUUUGUUGAAGCUCGAGCAGACAAUUACACAAUGGAUUUGUUGAUUUUGCCCACUUCCUUGAAAAAAGAACUCUUGACUCUCACCCAAGGUGAGAAGAAUCCCUUUGAAACUGGAGGUGAAGAGGUUAUUGAAGUUGGAGAUGCUCUGCAAACAGAGUUUGCACAGAAUGCUGCUGCAGGACCAAGUAUUUCUAGAGAUGAAACUGUUUUGCAGGAGGAUGCGAGAAAUAAAGCUGGGACUCCUGUUUCUGAGCUUACAAAACAAAUGGACGCUGUCUUUUCUAGUUCACCAGAUGUGCUUUUUGUGCCACCAGUAAAUGGUCUAAAUCCUGAUGAGGCCCUUUCCAAAGAGAGAGUUUGUUACAAAAGGAGAUCUUCUGAUUCGGAGGAAAGGCAUACUAAGAAGCAGUUUUCUUUAGAAAAUGUUCAAGAGGAAGAGCUUUUACACGAUGGUAAGACAUCAGCUGGAAAUGUAAUCAUUGACCCCUCUGACUCUUCUGCUGAUGCUGAAAACUUAAAUCUCGAUGUGAAAGACACUACUGAGGAGAUGGAGUACAACAUCCUUGUAAACUUUUUUAAAACUAUGGGCUAUUCCCAAGAAAUUGUCGAAAAAGUCAUUAGGGAGUAUGGACCUUCUACUGAACCAUUAUUGCUCUUGGAAGAAAUUGAAAAAGAAAAUAAAAGGUUCCAAGAAGACAAAGAAUUUUCACCCGGUACUAUGUAUCCAGACACCAGUAAAACCAAAAGUAAAAGUAUUUGUGGCAGCAUAAAUGAACUUACAACAGAUUCUAUUCCAAAGAAAACACAGGUCUACACACAGCAAAAUACAAUAGGGAAGUUUUCUCAGUUACCAUUCAAAGUAGAAGCUAAACCAUGUACCUUAAAUUGCAAAAUUAGUAAUUUCAGAACAGUGCCAUCAGAACAGAAACAUGAAAUCCGGGAUUCAAACCAGAGCUAUGUUUGUAAUGCCAACCUUGAAACUGAUGGCCUUUCACCCUCUGUUGCCCCACCAAGUCCCAAAGAUAUCAAUUUUGUUUCAAGGGGAGCUUCAAGUCACCAGCCUAGAAUCCCAGUUUUUCAUGAAAAUGGUUUACAGCAGCAAGCAGAAACCUUGCUUCCAAAUAAUAUGAAAGCUGUGUGUGAAAAACCUUUGGGAUGUUGUGGCCCUCCUCAGCCCAAGCCAAACUGUCUGCCCCUUUCACCAACGAUGCCGCUGCCUGCCUUGCCCCCAUCAGUUACAGAGGCAAGGUCAGCAGGACCUUCCGAUCAUAUUGAUUCCUCAGUUACAGGGGUGCAAAGGUUUCGAGAUACUCUAAAAGUACCCUACAAGCUGGAAUUAAAAAAUGAGCCAGGAAGAAUGGAUUUGAAGCACAUUGUUAUAGACGGGAGCAAUGUUGCCAUUACCCAUGGCCUGAAAAAGUUCUUUUCUUGUCGUGGAAUUGCAAUUGCAGUUGAGUAUUUUUGGAAGCUUGGCAACAGAAACAUCACUGUAUUUGUCCCUCAGUGGAGAACAAGACGUGACCCCAAUGUCACAGAACAGCACUUCCUAACCCAGCUCCAGGAACUUGGAAUACUAUCUCUAACUCCUGCCCGGAUGGUCUUUGGAGAAAGAAUUGCCUCUCAUGAUGACAGGUUUCUGCUACAUUUAGCGGACAAAACUGGUGGCAUAAUUGUAACAAAUGAUAACUUCAGAGAAUUUGUGACUGAGUCAGUUUCUUGGCGAGAAAUUAUUACAAAAAGAUUGCUUCAGUACACGUUUGUGGGGGACAUAUUUAUGGUUCCUGAUGACCCUCUGGGAAGAAGUGGACCUCGAUUAGAAGAAUUUCUUCAGAAGGAGGUCUCUCUCAGAGAUAUGCAGCCCCUGCUCGGUGCCCUGCCAAAUGUGGGCAUGUUUGACUCUGGCUUCAGGGUCCCUGGCGCCCAGCCGGCCAGCACCAGCCAUCAGCCUCCAGCCCGGACCCAAGGAGCGCCCCCGGGCCAUUGGAUCCCUCAGCAGCCCCACUUCUCGCUCCUGCCCCUGCCUGCACAGAGGUCUCCCUCCGAAACCAGUGAGCUCAGGGAGGCCCUGUUGAAGAUCUUCCCUGACUCCGAGCAGAGGCUGAAAAUUGACCAGAUCCUGGUGGCCCAUCCAUACAUGAAAGACCUGAAUGCGCUCUCUGCCAUGGUGUUGGAUUGAGGCUGCUGAGCUCAAGCCAAUUUAUCACAGAGCUGAGGGCUGUAUACAUGGGAAGUUCCUGAUAGGAAGAAAUUUCCCUGUGUAGACAUCCUUUUAUAGAGGAAAGAAAGGUGUGUAUAAAACAAACAAAAACACCUGGAUUUUGAAAACCAGCUUUUUUCUAUAUAUAAAUUAUGCUGCUAUUACAGAUUUAACAUUUUCUGUAAGAGAAUAGUAUACACUUUCUGCCUGUUCAAAACUGUUUAAUAGCAGUUACUCUUUAGUGUAUUUACAUUUUUAUGUUUUUUAAAACUAUUUUCCUUAAAGUGGAUAUUGACAAAUGGAUAAGGUUAGCCUUUCUAAAUAAAAGAGUUGCUUUCUUAAGGAAAGCAGUAGCUCUUUAAAGUAUAUUUUCUUGAGGUGAAUAUGUCCUGUCCACUGACAUGAAGUGUGCUCCCCUGCCCACCUCCCCUGGAUUGGGGUUGGUUUGCUCCUGUGGGAUCUUUUGUUGGAGCCAUUUAUGAGAGUGGACAAGUGGUGCCACUAGGUGGCACUUUGUGCCUAGCCAUUGUUAAUGACCAGGGCCAAGUUAGACUAUCAGGGCUAAAAGUCUCCCGGCUCAUGUAGUCCCUCUCCUUCCCCUUCCAUCCCACAAGAGAGGAGCUGAGGCCCGGUGUGCCUGGGGCUGCAGCGUGGGCAGCCAGGUAGGGCCGAACUCCUUGCCCUGUGCUCCUCACCGGUUGGGGCCUCCACACACCUGACUAAAAGUCCCGUCUUUGCCUCAGAAGACUGGAGUAUGGUGUGAAGAGUUUAGUAUAAAUCCCCGUCCGUGGGGAAAUGCCUCAAGGUAGAGUUUGUACAGCUUUGCCAAAAAACUUUUCUAUUCUCAAGACGACCCAAGCCAAUAAAUAGCAUUAGCAGCUUCCAUGGGGGCCCCAGUGCCCUCUAUUUAUUUUCUGGUGUUUCGUCCCAUCAGUGUUGUAAGCAAUUCUUCUCGAGUCUUUCGCACAACUGAUUCUAUUAGUGGUGUCUGUUUUCAGUGUUGCUUCAGUUGUGUCAGUGAGGUUCUUUCCUGGUGAUUCCUGACGUGUACUCGCACCUGGGCCUUCAAAGGGCUUUGUACUCUAUACCUGUGGUCUCCCAAGGCUGCUCACAGUGGUCUCGUGCCUGCCCUGUGGAUCCUGUCUCUCCUGGCCCCAAGGAGUAGCGGAUAAAGAUUUGGUGCUGGUUGUCCUUUGUGGUGUAGGGCCUAGGUGGCAUUCCAGAGUGCUCCCAGGGCAUGUCCUGUUGGUUCUGUUUGACCCCCGCAUCCCCAAGAAGAUGAAUCAGAGCCCUGUGUGUGGCCAGACUUGUGUUUCACUCAUGUACAUCCAGGUGCCUGGGUGUGCAUCCUAAAGCGGAAGUAGUUAUCCGCUGUUGUUUCUAGCCAGGCUGCCAGGGUGGCUGGCUAUAGAAGUCAGGACAGAGAUUGGAGGCCAGGGGUGACUUGAGUCACAGCCUCUGUCUUAGGAUAUAUCUGACCUCCUGGCUUAGGGCUCAGCCCAGGAGACAGACCCACCAGGUUGUCCAGGUUGGACCUCCUCCAGUGCCUGCUGGAGCCAUGAGGAAGAGGGCUCACAGGUCUUCUAGGCUCAGAAGCAGUUUGAACUUGACCUAAGUUCUUUUAACUUUGUGUUCUUAGUAUUGUUCUGAGUUCUGAGAUCUGUCUGUUGCCUCCCCCUUCUUGGACAUGGGAGAGAAGAAGGGUAAGUAGGAAGAGCACAGAGAAACAUUAAUUACUUUAUAAAUUACAUGUGAAGCAUAAUUCACAGUUCUUUCUGGAAAUCAUAUUUACUUUAAUAUUUAGAAACCCAGUUGUCAAACCAUUGAAGACAACUCAACCUAUUCUCAGCCAUGCUGCUACUGGUGGGCAUUGGAGAUAGUCCCACGUCCAUCCCGCAUUCCCCUGGCUGUGUAGCCCCUGCCUCCUGCCGCCUCCGUGCAGUGUGACUGCCUUCUGUGUGUCAUGGUGUUUGUGUGAGGGGCUUUGUGGGUGGAUGGCAUCCUUGUCCCAAGGCCCCAGGCUGCCAUCUCUGGGAGUGAAAAGGACCUGUUUGGUCUGUCAGGGAGUCCCUGUUAGAGACCCAGUAGACUGGCAGCCAGGAGAGCAGAGCAGCGGGCAUCACAAACCUCCGGCGAUGGUUAGCAUGGUCAGGCAGCCUCACUGUGUCUCCAGGGAUGGAGUCAGAUACAUGGGCUUGGCUGUGUACACGGAGACCCAGACUCUGCACGCUGCCCUCAGCCCUUCCUUCCACACAGGCUUCUUGGAGACCCCAGCUGCCUGUCUCCACCUCUCAUCAGUGCUUCCGGUCCCUCUUCCAGGAUGCCUGAAUCCCUCUCCUUACAUCUCCUACUUGUAAUUUAUUUAUUUAUCAGUAACCGUUCACCUCCAUUUCUGCAUGAUCUACCUCUCCAUUACCCCAUACUUAUUUCUGUUUUUUUUUAAUUUUUGUUUUUUAACAGUACUGGGGGUUGAACCUAGGGCCUAACA